Pyricularia oryzae 70-15 is the source of this 2612-nucleotide messenger RNA. RefSeq lists its product as uncharacterized. The coding region runs from base 243 to 1112 and encodes 289 amino acids. The transcript is spliced from 2 exons. The record is from RefSeq and is a predicted model, not a curated record. Gene Ontology annotation, molecular function: nucleoside triphosphate diphosphatase activity. NCBI's taxonomy places the organism in Eukaryota, Fungi, Ascomycota, Sordariomycetes, Magnaporthales, Pyriculariaceae.
AGCUGGAGCAACUUUGUGGUGGGGUAGCUCUAAUUAACUGUAUUUCGUAGUUUGGUUACAGGCCUGCGUCAUGGGUCUGGCCGUCUUGGGUUAAUCAGUGAUUACCUAGUAAAGAGGAAAACAACUACUGCAUCUUAUUGCACAAUUUUAUUUCCCGGGCACUCAAAGUCUACGCAACAAAUAUUGCACCUUUCACACCCUCAAUAAAGCCUACUGGUCAAGCUUAUAGCUACAACUUCAAAAUGGACGAAAAGGGCAUAAUGAACGAGAAGGACGUCAUACCUGAGGCGCCGCCGCCAUACAUUGCGGCCGCAGCUGAGCAUGGCAUCCGUCUCCGUCAGAGCGCACCACCCCGUCCUGGACCAAGAAAGUUCGAGCUCCCCGUGAUCGCGCAUAUAAAGGAAAGAAGAGCAAUUCUCGCGUCGUCAUCACCAAGGAGAAAAGCGCUUCUCGCACAGGUCGGCCUCACCAAUCUAGAAAUCAUCCCCUCCACCAAGCCCGAAAACCUUGACAAGAUCGCCCUCGGCCCGCUAGAGUACGUUGCCGCAACCGCGCGGCAAAAGUGUCUGGACGUCUACACCUCGGCGAUCGAGGCGCAGAACAAGGCCAUCACGGCCAAGGAGGACAACCCGCCCGAAGACGUCGACCUGGUCAUUUCAGCCGACACCGUGAUCGUGACGCGGGACGGGCGCAUCCUUGAGAAGCCGCGGUCCGAAAAUGACCACAUAGCCAUGCUCAAGCAUCUGCGCGACACAGAGGUCCACCGCGUGUUGACCUCAGUCUGUGUCCUGGCGCCCAGGGAGGACGCGGCUCACCCCGGGUACGAGAUGGAGGUGCACACCGAGGAGACAAAGGUCUACUUUGCGCAGGAGAGCGAGGGCCUGCCGGAUGAUGUCAUCGAGUCCUACGUUAGAACGCGGGAAGGAGCGGACAAGGCUGGAGGGUAUGCGGUGCAGGGUCUGGGUGGUCUGGUGUUGGUGUCGAGGAUUGAGGGGAGCUUUGACAAUGUCAUUGGGCUGCCGGUGAGGAAGUGCCUCCAGCUGGCUGAGAAGGUCCUCUUUAAGCAACAUGGCCAGUACGACAUCGAGCCAAGUAGCGAGGAGGAAGAUUAAGCCCUGGCAAGGUAGACGACCAGUGUCAGACAAAGGGUGCUAGAAAUCAAAGCCCAGGCAUGGUUGAACGACAUGACAUAACGAUAGAUGAGCAAAGUCGUCGAUGCGGCAUGACGGAAGCCACGCUUCGAUAACUAUGCCGACCGUCAUUGUCAGAGAAACUUGCUCAGGCAGGUAUCUGACUUUUUGCAGCACAAGGCUUUCGCUAUCAUUAGGCAAAGCUUGACUUGGUGCCAUUUCUGGAAAGCCAAGUCCGGAUGAGGGCUGAGGAACCGUGAUUAGAUUACAUGCAUCCGGAGACUGAAACUUCCGGGCCUGAUCAGUGGCCUUCAUCAGUCAAUAGUCAGCAGGCUCGGUGCUUUUGCUGAUAUUCUUAGUCAUGGGUGGCUGUCUGUUCUGUUCUGGCAGAGCGAAAAGUCAAUGAGGGAAACAGAUGGGCUGUUCCAUUGCAAUGAUGGAUAUUUCUUUCAUUCUGGGGAUUUUUUUCGUCCCAUCCGAUCCACCUCGAUCGGAACCGGAAUUGUAAGAAGUAGAUGCGAUGGCUCCAGUUCAGCCAAACAGUCAUAAGCCCUUUGGAUGUGGCUCGGAUAGCAUCAGAGGGUCUGUCUCGAGAACCAGAGGCCAUCAUCAAAAUCUUUGGCAUGCAAUCAAGAACAAACGAUAUCUUUCAGAGUUACCUAAUCCGAAAAUGGGCAAGAUGAGGCAGGAGUGUACUAACUAACUACUAUUGGAAUGAAUCGCACAUAAGAUAUGAACAGGGAAUACGAAAUGGAAAGCUGACAAGAAAUUGGCAGAUUGGGGGCGCCUACUACCUGCCUGCUGACCGCUUCUACCAUACAAAGUAAUCGUUCCAGCCAUGGUUCCAUCUGACUUUGAUGGUCCAAGACGGCGAGCUGCAGUGAAGAUCAAAGACAAGAGAAGACGCCGGGAACACCCCCCCAAUCAACACAAACAACCCAAUGAAUUUGUCUUAGGAGUCGCGCCAAGAGUCCCCGCAACAAGCGUCGCUUGCGUGCCUUCGACCUUCCGCGCCGGGCGUCUAGAUGCAGCGUGACGGGAUUUCUCAUUGGGUGCAGGUGAGGACCCUUGGUGAUCUAUUUUGGGCAGUCGACCAAUGGCCCUCAACCAACGAGGGCAGGUCGGCGGCGGGGGCAACACACAUUGGCCAGGCAAACUUGUUCCCCCACAGGGUGGACUUCCUUUUACAGCAUACCAACCCUUCUUACUCUACCAAAGCGCUUAAAAUACCACCCAACCAUGAUUCUGGCUCACUUUUUGUCGCUGCGCUGCCGCCCAGCGGGCGACAGAGAGGAGGGGAAUGGAUGGCACCCUUUGUGCCAGGGGGUGAGCGGGAAGCUUGUGAUUUGAUGAUCACUUUUUUUUUAUUGCUUGUCAGAGCCGAGCAAACCAAAAAGGCGGGAGUGCGCAGGGUGGGCUGCAAGGGGGGAGAAGAGGAAGAAGAAGAAGUGAUGUUUCUGUUCCACUAUAUUGUAGACUUAC